Molecule: messenger RNA, 4952 nt
Organism: Paramormyrops kingsleyae
Lineage: Eukaryota; Metazoa; Chordata; Actinopteri; Osteoglossiformes; Mormyridae
Gene: col5a2a
Product: collagen, type V, alpha 2a
Biological process (GO): extracellular matrix organization
Molecular function (GO): protein binding; extracellular matrix structural constituent conferring tensile strength
Source: RefSeq, a predicted model, not a curated record
CUUGCUUAAAGCUGCAACUCAGAAAAAAGGAUGGGCUGGGUCUCAUUGCUUCUACAAGGGACAGGAUUACACACUGACUUCAUGGUGCAGUGAACAACUCCUCUCCCUCCUUUCUCCCCCUCUUUGGACAGAGGAGAAGCUCAUGUCUUACAGACAUGAAGAGCUUUGUGCAUGACAGGGUUUAUCUAUUUAUCGCUGUUUCUGUAUUUCAAGUUAUACUUGUAACAUGCCAGGAUCCAAUUAGUGGAUAUGACCAAAGUUGUAUGGAGGAUGGGCAAACCCACGUUAAUACGGACAUAUGGAAACCAGAGCCCUGCCGGAUCUGCGUAUGUGACAAUGGGGCCAUCCUCUGUGAUGACAUUUUCUGUGAUGACGUGACCAACUGUGAUAAAAAGAUCAUCCCUGAGGGGGAGUGCUGUCCUGUAUGUCAGCUGGACAACAACAGACUAGAUGGCAUAAUGUAUAAGGGUCAGAAAGGCGAACCUGGAGAUAUUCCAGUUGUUACAGGUAUUAGAGGUCGACCAGGACAAAUGGGGCCCCCAGGACCACAAGGAUUUAGGGGGGACCGUGGAAAUCCAGGAAAGCCAGGCCCAAGAGGUCCACCAGGGUACGAUGGAGAGCCAGGCGUCCCGGGACAACCAGGAGAACCCGGCCCUUCUGGACACCCAACACACCCCGGAGGACAGUUACUUUCUUUAAUGGAGGGAGGUUUUGAUGAGAAAACAAGACUUGCAGGAAAUUUUGGUAUGGUGCCUGGAGGAAGGGGUGAGACUGGAGCCCGAGGCCCUCCUGGGCCAUCAGGUCAACCAGGCCCACCAGGAAUUCAGGGGGCUCCUGGUGAGGUUGGUGAUUCUGGACCAAUGGGUUCUUUUGGUCAAAGAGGAUUAGAGGGUCCUUCAGGAAAACCAGGGCAAGAUGGAGAACCUGGAAAACCAGGAAAUGUAGGAGAAGUGGGAUUUCCCGGAUCACUGGGAGCAAGAGGGUUUCCAGGGACACCUGGUCCUCAAGGUUUAAAAGGCCACAGAGGUCAUCAAGGUCCCAUAGGUCCUAAAGGUGAAAUAGGUCCUGUAGGACCUAAGGGAGGAUUAGGUCCCACUGGUCCACUGGGCGUACCUGGUGGUCAAGGACCUAGAGGAAUGCCUGGAGAGAGAGGCCGAAUAGGUCCGGGAGGAACCCCGGGAAGGCGGGGCCCACCUGGUAAUGUUGGCAAACCAGGCCCUAUGGGUCCUUUGGGUAUGAGUGGUCCAUCAGGAUUUCCAGGAGCCCCAGGCAAAAAGGGAGAACCUGGUCCCACUGGGGUUCGAGGACCUGAGGGGCCUCAGGGCCAGAGGGGUGAAAGAGGACAUCAGGGCAGAGCUGGUCCAAUUGGCCUCCCAGGCCCACUUGGGAUAGAUGGAGGACCAGGAACUAAAGGUCCUGCUGGAACCAUAGGCCCUCAGGGUCAAGGUGGUCUUAUCGGGCAACCUGGCCCACCAGGACCACAGGGAAGCACUGGGCAGCCUGGGAUAAAAGGCCAGCUGGGUGCUGUUGGUUCCCCUGGUUUCAAAGGAGAAGCUGGACCUAAAGGAGAACCUGGUCCACAUGGUGCACAAGGAGCCAUUGGGCCUCAAGGUGAAGAAGGGAAACGUGGACCGCGCGGAGAUACUGGAUCACUGGGCCCACCAGGUCCUGUCGGUGAAAGAGGUGCUCCAGGGAAUAGAGGAUUCCCUGGUGCAGAUGGAUUACCAGGUCCUAAGGGUGCACAAGGUGAUCGUGGAGUCUCAGGAACAUCUGGUCCAAAAGGUGCCGCAGGAGAUCCUGGACGCACAGGAGAACCAGGUCUUCCUGGUGCAAGGGGCCUUACAGGAACUUCUGGAAUCCAGGGUGCAGAGGGAAAGCCGGGUCCAGUGGGUGGGAUUGGGGAAGAUGGGCGACCAGGAUCGGCAGGACCCAUUGGAACCAGAGGACCACCAGGGUCAAUGGGUUUACCAGGACCAAGGGGUUUCAAUGGAGACCAGGGAAAACAAGGUGAACAGGGUUUACCGGGACCUCCGGGGCAAAGGGGACUUCCAGGGAAAGACGGAGAAGUAGGUCCUGCAGGGUCAGCUGGUCCUCCGGGUCCGGCAGGUGAACGAGGAGAGCAGGGGACUCCUGGUAUUAAUGGUUUCCAGGGUUUACCUGGACCUCCUGGUCCACCUGGAGAGACAGGAAAGCCAGGUGAUCAGGGUAUUCCUGGUGAUGGAGGAGCUAUUGGUCAAAUUGGUCCUAGGGGAGAGCGUGGUACUCCAGGAGAGAGGGGCGAGCUUGGAGCUCAUGGUCUUCCAGGAGCCAAAGGUAUCCUAGGUGCACCAGGACCAGACGGACCUAAGGGUAGCCCCGGCCCAGCUGGGGCUCUUGGAGACCCAGGACCCCCUGGUCUCCAGGGAAUGCCAGGUGAUAGAGGUGGCUCUGGUCCCCCAGGUCCUAAAGGGGAUAGGGGUGCUGUUGGCGAGAAAGGAUCUGAGGGUAUCGCUGGCAAUGAUGGUGCAAGAGGGCUUCCUGGUCAACUUGGGCCGUCUGGACCACCUGGACCUAGUGGUGGGAAGGGAGAACCUGGGCCUCGUGGUGCAGCUGGACCUCAUGGAUCAAGAGCAGGUCCUGGAUCACGUGGAGAACCUGGUCCUACAGGUCCUGUUGGAUUUGUUGGGCCUCCUGGUCCAGAUGGGCAACCUGGUGUCAAAGGUGACACAGGAGAACCUGGCCAAAAGGGUGAUGCUGGGUCUCCAGGUCCCCAAGGGUUGACUGGAUCCCCAGGACCUCCUGGACCAGUUGGUGUUGCUGGACUGAAGGGUGGUAGAGGAACACAAGGAGCACCAGGUCCAACUGGUUUUCCUGGAUCUCCUGGAAGAAUUGGUCCAGCCGGAGGAGUUGGUCCAGUGGGGCAGCCAGGACCUCUUGGUCCACCAGGGAAGCCAGGCCCAGCAGGACUUCGUGGUGACCAUGGACCCCCAGGACGUCAAGGAGAACAUGGCCCACCUGGGCCAGCAGGAAGCCCAGGCGAUAAAGGAGAUGGAGGGGAAGAUGGACCUAUAGGACCUGAUGGCCCACCUGGUCCAGCUGGAACCACAGGGCAGAGAGGAAUUGUGGGUCUUCCCGGACAGAGGGGAGAACGAGGAAUGGCAGGGCUUCCAGGUCCAGCAGGGCCUCCUGGAAAACAAGGAGCUUCCGGACCUCAUGGAGAUAAAGGUCCCCCUGGGCCAGUUGGUUUGCCGGGUGCAAAUGGACCUCGGGGAGACCCUGGUGCAGAAGGUCUUGUUGGGGCUGAUGGCCUUCCAGGCAAAGAGGGAAUAAUAGGCGCCCAUGGAGAUAGAGGGAAUCCAGGUCCUGAAGGAGUUGCUGGUGCUCAAGGGGCACCUGGCUCUCCUGGUCCAGUUGGUGUUCUUGGUGAACCUGGGAAAAGAGGCGCGACGGGCUCAAGAGGACCUAUGGGGCCUUCUGGUAGAGCAGGAAAGCGAGGAUUAAUAGGACCUCAAGGACCAAGAGGUGAAAAGGGUGAUAUUGGUGAUCAUGGAGAAAGGGGACAAAAAGGCCACAGAGGCUUCACUGGAUUACAGGGUUUACCUGGACCACCGGGUAGAACUGGGGAUCAAGGACUUCCAGGGAUCAUUGGACCUCAAGGAUUAAGAGGACCUCCUGGGCCAGUUGGGCCCCCGGGGAAAGAGGGAAACAAUGGGCAUCGAGGGCCAUUGGGGCCACCAGGGACACGUGGACUCACCGGUGAAAUUGGUCCUGAAGGACCUCCUGGAGAUCCUGGCCCUCCUGGUCCUCCGGGUGCCCCUGGACGUCCCACAGCAGCAAUGGAUGAUAUAUUUGGAGACCAGAAUGAGUACAAUAUUGGCACCCCACCCCCUGAAUUCAGCAAAGAUGAGGCACUUCCAAUCAACAACUCAUCGGGCCUUCUGCAGCCAGACCCUGGAGUUCAUGCUACGUUGAAAUCACUUAGCAGCCAAAUAGAAAACAUGCGCAGUCCUGAUGGCAGCAAAAAGCAUCCUGCAAGAACUUGUGAGGAUUUAAAACAAUGCUAUCCACUAAAGAAGAGUGGUGAAUACUGGGUAGAUCCCAACCAAGGGAGUGCAGAGGAUGCUAUUAUGGUACAUUGUAAUAUGGAGACAGGGGAGACUUGCAUCUCGGCAAAUCCAUCAAGCAUACCACGCAAAACAUGGUGGACCUCAUCAGAUGCUGCCGGAGGCAAACCUAUUUGGUUUGGUUCUACUAUUAAUCGGGGCUCCCAGUUUACCUAUGGAAACAAAGAUCAGGCACCAAACACUGUCACUGUCCAAAUGACGUUUAUUCGCCUACUAUCCAAAGAGGCAUCUCAGAUAAUCACCUACCACUGCAAAAACAGUGUGGCAUACAAAGAUGAGAAGACAGGGAAUUUGAAAAAAGCCCUCAUCCUCAAGUCGGCAAAUGACAUAGAAUUAAAAGCAGAGGGGAACAAUCGCUUCCAGUACACUGUAACAGAGGAUAGCUGCACAGCAGCAGCUGGUUUCUGGGGAAAGACUGUGUUUGAGUAUAGGACGCAGCAAACUGCAAGGCUCCCUGUUGUGGAUAUAGCCCCCGUGGAUGUUGGUGGCCCAGAUCAAGAAUUUGGCAUUGACAUUGGACCUGUUUGCUUUUUGUAAAUAAAAUAAUAAAAAUUAUGGACAACAUGAACAUGUUUGUUUUGUAAUGAAACCUGAUACCUUUUAACUACUGCUGAGAACUUCACCCCUCAUAUUCACAGUACUGUGGACUGGUACACACCCCAUCAUCUACAAGGAAAAUAUUUAUUCCGGUGAAUAACAAAGCGAGCAAUUUGCUGAAUUUUAGCACAGGUUGAACCAAGAAAACAAUCAUGCCAGAGGGUCGCAUUGUAGAACUAUUGUGAAUGUUAGGGUCCUGGAAAAAAAACAUGUAUUUCAUUUUUCUAAUAAAACUUAAAGAUGAGCAGUUUA